Molecule: messenger RNA, 2429 nt
Organism: Tupaia belangeri chinensis (Chinese tree shrew)
Lineage: Eukaryota; Metazoa; Chordata; Mammalia; Scandentia; Tupaiidae
Gene: DNAAF1
Product: dynein axonemal assembly factor 1
Exons: 13
Coding region: 82-2181 (699 amino acids)
Biological process (GO): axoneme assembly
Cellular component (GO): axoneme
Molecular function (GO): dynein complex binding; protein binding
Source: RefSeq, a predicted model, not a curated record
AGUGGCAAGCGGAGAAGGAAAGCCGGGGCUCCCUGACCCGGCUGGGGGCCGCCACCGGGCUUCGGUGGUACCGGAAUAAGCAUGCACCCCGAGCCCUCGGAGCCCGCCGCGGGCCGGGCAGCGGAGCUGGACAGCGCGCAGGAGCCCGGCGCCGGCGAGUCCGCGGGUGACCGCGCGAGCGAGAGCCAAGGGCGCCGCAAGGAAGAAACUAAUGAUCCUAAGGAAAUGUGUACGGGUCCUUCUGACACAUCCUACCAAAGCCAGCAGAAACAGAGUGGUGACAGCGGGUCGGACAGUCACCUGGCACACCCAAGCAAUGACAGGGAAGACGGGGGUCCCAGAAUGACUAGAAGUUUCCUGCGAAAACUCUGCAAGCAGCACAAGCUUUACGUCACCCCAUCAUUGAACGAUACGCUGUACUUACACUUUAAAGGUUUUGAUCGCAUCGAGAACCUAGAGGAGUACACGGGACUGCGCUGCCUCUGGUUGGAGUGCAAUGGGAUCCAGAAAAUCGAGAACCUGGGGGCUCUGACGGAGCUGCGGUGCCUCUUCUUACAAGUGAACUUGCUUCACAAAAUCGAGAACCUAGAACCUCUGCAGAAACUGGAUGCUCUAAACCUCAGCAAUAAUUACAUCAAGACCAUCGAAAACCUCUCCUGCCUCCCGGUCCUGAACACACUGCAGAUGGCCCACAACCACCUGGAGACCGUGGAGGACAUUGAACAUCUGAGGGAGUGCUCAAGACUUUGCGUCCUGGACCUUUCCCACAAUAAGCUGAGCGACCCAGAGAUGCUGCGUGUUCUUGAGAGCAUGCCUGACUUGCGUGUUCUAAAUCUGAUGGGAAACCCAGUUAUUAAACACAUUCCUAAUUACCGAAGGACAGUCACUGUUCGACUGAAACACCUAACAUACCUGGAUGAUAGACCGGUUUUCCCAAAGGACAGAGCAUGUGCCGAGGCCUGGGCCAGGGGAGGGUAUGCUGCCGAGAAGGAGGAGAGACAGCUGUGGGAGAGCCGGGAGCAGAAGAAGAUCACCGACAGCAUCGAAGCCUUGGCAAUGAUCAAGAAGCGGGCUGAAGAGAGGCGGCGGCAGAAAGAAGCCCAGGAGCGAGGGGAGACGCUGCCGCCAGACUGCGGGGAGCAUGUGAGUGCCAGCACGGCAGGCAAGGGACAGCCCCCCGGAGGCGAGGGCGAGGACCAGGGAGAGGACACGCGGCAGAAAACGGAGCUGUUUGUCAAGGAGAGCUUCGAGGCCAAGGAUGAGCUGUUCCCAGAAGAGCUGAGAGGAGAAGAAGAGCUGCCUGCCAAGCAGCGUGGAGAGACCGAGCAGCGUGGUGAGACAGAGGAGCGUGCAGAGACAGAGGAGCGUGGAGAGACAGAGGAGCGUGCAGAGACAGAGGAGCGUGGAGAGACCGAGCAGCGUGAGGAGCGUGGAGAGACAGAGGAGCGUGGAGAGACCGAGCAGCGUGGAGAGACAGAGGAUCUGGAGCCAGGGUACCUGCCCCCAGUUGAGACUGUGAUGUCGCUGCCUUUCACAGACACCGGAGACAAAUCAACUCCCCAGACUGUGGCUACUGCAGAGACGGAACUCAGUGGACUUGGCACCGCAGGUCUAGAAACCAGCUGGCCAGAGACAAGGGAGACAUUGUUCAUCGAUGACCUACCUGACCUGGACGAUGUGGACGAUCUGGGUGAUUCUUUGGACAACCAGAACAAGAAAACGUGCUUCCCGAAGAUCAAGGUGGUCUCCAGCACAGGCGACGACAGCGACCCUGACCUGGACUACACCUCACUGCCCCUGCUGGAAUCCACGUCCACAGACACCCUUUCCAACAUAUUCGCAGUCUCUAAAGACACCUCAGUCAAGGCCGAGACGCCUUUUACACACAUGCUUACAGAAGCAAAGAGGGAGCAGGUGAGCCGAGGUGAAGACACAUGGUUUCCACGGCCACUGAUUGAGGAGCUUGGCGACGAGCCCUCGGAUCGCCCUCCUACACCCCCCACCUGCAACCAAGAUGCCACUCCACCUGCUUCCUGUGAGCAUGGGGACAGCAACCUCACAGCAGCUCCAUCAGGGUGGAGAACCAAAGAGAAUGGCAUACAGCCUGAGUUGGAGCCCAGGGAGUCUUCAGAGCCUGGGGCAGGGACCAGCCGGGAGGACACUGAAUUUGGCUUGGACUGAACCCCAAACAGCCCCAUUUACCUUCAGAGGAACCGUGACAGGGAGAAUGUGGGUCCCACUCCGGCUCAGUUCCUCUUCCCCCAAGUGCUGACGCUGAGAGCACUCGAGCCCACAGGCCACCUCCCCUGCUCCUCAGCCUUGCACACGUGGGAUGCUCCCUCCUUGUACUGAGCUCCUGCAACCUCCCCGUUAUUUGUAGCCUAAGUUGUAUAACUGUGUCUCAUUUCAUAUAAACAUUUGAACAGCCA